Messenger RNA from Eucalyptus grandis, 1916 nucleotides. RefSeq lists its product as uncharacterized. The record is from RefSeq and is a predicted model, not a curated record. The coding region runs from base 69 to 1556 and encodes 495 amino acids. Gene Ontology annotation, cellular component: membrane. The transcript has 9 exons. NCBI's taxonomy places the organism in Eukaryota, Viridiplantae, Streptophyta, Magnoliopsida, Myrtales, Myrtaceae.
GGCUCUUUUUGACCGGUGGAGAGAAAAUACGUAUCAGAGGGCUGGCCUGUUAUAUAUGCAAUAAGUCCAUGUCAAAAGGCAAUGGGGUUCUUGUGCCUUUCGUCCUCUUCUUGGUCUCAGCAUCCGUGUUUCCGGCGCAGUCACUAGCAGCUGAAUCCCCCAAAACUGGAGAAAGAAGUGGCUGCGGGCGGCCUGAUCCUUCUCGCCGCUUCAAGUGUUACCAUGGAGGUUACGAUCUUCGGAACAAGCACUAUUGGGCCUCUGCGGCAUUUACAGGAGUUCACGGAUACGUGAUUGCCGGGGCAUGGAUGUUGAGUGGACUGGGCUUUGGAAUCUUCAUGCAUUUGAAGAGCGCGAGCACAAGUUCAACAGACCCAUCAAAUCUCCAGAGAGUCAUAGUAAUCUCGCUCGUGCUCUUGCUCAUCCUUCUUGCCAUAGUGGCCAGUGGUUGCAUCCUUGCGGCAAAUCAGAGGUCCCACCACAGAAUGAGGAGGCUGAAAGAAACCGUUCUCAAAGCAGGCGAAGAUGCUCGCCGAACAAUUCGAAAAAUCAUUGCAACAAUGACAGAAAUGGAAUACAUAUUGCUUCCCUAUGAACCCGCCGUGUCUUUCCGGUUGAAUUUGACCACUCAUCAACUUGGAAAGGAAUCGAGGGUCAUCCAACGCUUUGUCCAGACGAACGGCCAUUCAAUCAAUCUGGCAAUUCAAACUUCGUACAUUGCACACAUCAUGAUCGUAGCAGUCAACUUGGUUCUGCUAACUGGGGCGAUCGUUCUUCUUCUGCUACACUGGCAUCCAGGACUCGUCAUGAUAAUUCUCUUUUGCUGGAUCUUAACAACUCUUUGCUGGGUUAUCACCGGCUUUGAUUUCUUUCUCCUUACUUUUGCAGAGGAUACUUGCUCAGCGUUUAAAGAUUAUAUACAGAAUCCCAAAAACAACAGUCUUGCUACAAUCCUACCAUGUAUGGACUCAUCAUACUCGGACCAACUCAUGACAGAGAUCGGCUCCACCGUUCACAACUUCUUCUCCCAGUUGAAUGCCAAGACAAGCCUGUUAUAUCGGUCCUUAGGAAUAAGUGAGCUAGGUGACGAGUUGCCUGGAGCCAUGAAGUUAUGUGAACCUUUUUCCGGGCCUCCUGACUACAGCUACAUUCCCAGAAACUGCUCAAAGGCUGAGAUACCAAUCAGCAACUUGCCGAACGUCCUUGCGCAGUUCACGUGCUACCGGGGAAACUCGCCGGGGAAAUGCAAGAGCGAAGGGAAGUUCCUGUCGGAGUCCGCCUACUACAUGGCCUGGGCAUACAGUAGGUCCAUCCAGGAUCUGAUCAACAUAUAUCCUGAUCUCAAGGGCCUAUCAGAGUGCUCUUUUGUGAAGGGCAGGUUUGAGGAGGCUGUGUUGCACCAGUGCAGGCCACUUAGGGCCUCCAUACAUGGGUUAUGGUCAUCAAUGCUUGCCCUGUCAAUUGUGAUGGUGCUUUUGGUGUUGGCAUGGGUGUUCAAGGCAUGGCAGGAUAGGCGAAGAGCCUUCCCUAGGCGUUCUAUUUUUCCCAAUUCCUAGAUAAAGGUGACCGAUAAGUGGGUUUGAACUGUUCCGACCCCUUAAGUCGGGCCUAAUUUGUUGUCCAAACCCACUCGUAACAAAAAUAAUUAGGACAAAAUUGUUGGACUAGGAUGGGCCGGCUUCACAACUGAAUGGCCGAGCCCAAGACCACUCAAACACGCCCGUCGAGUGUGGCCCAUGACUUGUCAAGCCCAUGAUCAAGUCUAUAGCAGUAAGGAUUCAUAGAAAUAGAGGACAAGGACAAAACAUGACACAACCCACCCUUUUUUACUCAUUUUUUGGGGAAUUUUCUUUGUUUACAAGAGGUGAAUGCAAGCUGUACAUACCAUGGAGAAUAACUCAUGCAUCACAUUUAUC